Molecule: messenger RNA, 926 nt
Organism: Macaca mulatta (Rhesus monkey)
Lineage: Eukaryota; Metazoa; Chordata; Mammalia; Primates; Cercopithecidae
Source: RefSeq, a predicted model, not a curated record
CAAAGCUCUUCCGGUUUUCAGUCUGGUCCGCAGGGUUUACCCAUAAAAGAAAGCUGCCAUCACAGGCAGCAGAUCUUUGUUCUCUGAUCACUUGAUAAUGUCAGGACGCGGCAAAGGAGGUAAGGGUCUGGGGAAAGGGGGUGCCAAGCGCCACCGCAAAGUGCUGCGCGACAACAUCCAGGGCAUCACCAAGCCAGCCAUCCGGCGCCUUGCCCGCCGCGGCGGUGUGAAGCGCAUCUCCGGCCUCAUCUAUGAGGAGACCCGCGGGGUGCUGAAGGUCUUCCUGGAGAACGUGAUCCGGGACGCCGUGACCUACACGGAGCACGCCAAGCGCAAGACGGUCACCGCCAUGGACGUAGUCUAUGCGCUGAAGCGCCAGGGCCGCACCCUUUAUGGCUUCGGCGGCUAAACAGCAUUUUGAAGCCCUGUCGUUCUCUAAAAAGGCCCUUUUUAGGGCCCCUAAGCUUUCAACAAAAGAGUUAAAAUGACAGCAAACUGAGUCUCUUAAUAGGGUCCUUGUCAGUGAGUUCUCUUAUCCUGUUUUACAAGAUUAACUCGGGAUGUCGAAAGUGGACUGAUGACUACAGAUGGCCCUGGGCCGAGAUUUCCCAAGGCUAGAAGAGCCUCUGCUGGCCAGUAACUUCUGGCGGCUGCUUGCAAAUUGCCUGCAGCCGGUUUACCGCUCGGAUUAGGGGCGGGCUAGACACUUAACUUCCCUCUGGCCCUUCAAAUACGUCUCGGGAGAGAUGAGGGGUUUGAUGGGGGCUCCAUUAAAUGCUGGAGCCUUCAGGAUUUGGAGUGGGGAGCAGACCAUACUUUUACUACUGUAGAAGACAGCUGGGCAGUCUUAAGAGUCUUAGUAAUAAUAUUCCUUUAUAUGUUUGCCUUCUGAUACGAUUUUUAAAUACUGAAAUAUAUCAAGUAUA